GAAAAAGAAUUCAUUCAAUUAUAAUCUCUCUCCCCUCGCCCAAGCUACUCCUGUUCCAUCACCGCCUGUGAUGUGUCGACAAGCUACUCCUGUUCCAUCACCGCCUGUGAUGUGUCGACAAGCUACUCCGGUUCCAUCACCGCCUGUGAUGUGUCGACAAGCUACUCCGGUUCCAUCACCGCCUGUGAUGUGUCGACAAGCUACUCCUGUUCCAUCACCGUCUGUGAUGUUUCGACAAGCUACUCCUGUUCCAUCACCGCCUGUGACGUGUCGACAAGCUACUCCUCUUCCAUCACCGCCUGUGAUGUGUCGACAAGCUACUCCUGUUCCAUCACCGCCUCUACACUCCUCUUCCAUCACCGCCUGUGAUGUGUCAACAAACUACUCCUGUUCCAUCACCGCCUGUGAUGUGUCGACAAGCUACUCCUGUUCCAUCACCGCCUGUGAUGUGUCGACAAGCUACACUCCUCUUCCAUCACCGCCUGUGACGUGUCGACAAGCUACUCCUGUUCCAUCACCGCCUGUGAUGUGUCGACAAGCUACUCCUGAUCCAUCACCGCCUGUGAUGUGUCGACAAGCUACUCCUGAUCCAUCACUGCCUGUUCCAUUACCACAGUCCAACCAAUUAGAGAGCGGCCUGGCUUUCCACGAAAGUGAAUUAAUGCUUUAUUUUACACGUUAA
Procambarus clarkii (red swamp crayfish) is the source of this 682-nucleotide messenger RNA. The record is from RefSeq and is a predicted model, not a curated record. NCBI's taxonomy places the organism in Eukaryota, Metazoa, Arthropoda, Malacostraca, Decapoda, Cambaridae.